AUGGCGGGGGUGGAGGCGGAGAUCAAAGACAUCAGCAAGAAGCUGGACAUCAUCCUCGACAUGAUUGACGGCAUCAACAAGUGGCGCCCCACGGUCGACACCGCCGUGGACGAACUGUCCAGGGUCGUCGGGAAGCUCACAUCGCGCGUGGAGGCGUUGGAGCAACCAACUGCUCAAAUCCAACCUCCGAAGGUCCCGAUGCGCGAGGAAGAGGGACGGGCCAGCGGCCACCGCAUCGAAUCCAGUUACCAGGGGUCUGCUGAUAGGGCCCUUGUCCCUAAGCAUCCCCUGGUCAAGGGUGAGCAAUCGUAUCCCCUAUCCAGAAACUUCGUUGAGUUUGGUGAUUCCAUUGGCAAGCCUUAUACUCCACAUCAUACUGGGUCAUCAAGCUAUAAUUUCAGGAUGCCUAAAACUGCUUUUCCUAGUUUUGAUGGUGAUAACCCAAAAUGGUGGAAAGAUAGAUGUGAAAAAUAUUUUGAUAUGUAUCACAUUCCUUAUCAUGCUUGGGUUGGGUUUGCUUCUAUGCAUUUUGUGAAAGGGGUUGCUUAUUGGUUCCAAACUUAUGAGGCUAUGCAUAGGAUUGAAACUUGGCCUGAAUUAGUAGUGGCUGUGUUUGACAAGUUUGGCAGAGACCAAUACCAAAAACUGAUGGAUGAAUUGCUUCAUAUUAGACAACUUAGUACUGUGGAAGCAUAUCAUAUUAAGUUUGAUGAGUUGCAGCAUAGGGUGUUAGUACAUAAUGGUAAUUUAGAUGACACAUUUUUUGUCACUAGAUUCAUGCAAGGGUUAAAAGAGGAAAUCAGUUCUGUUAUCAAAUUGCAUAAACCAAAAAAUGUUGAUACUGCUUUAGCACUGGCUAUCACACAGGAGGAAAUCAUGACAGCUCGAGAUAUGUACAAGAAGAAGUCAUAUUACAAGCAGGAAGCUAAAGAACCUUACAAGAGGGACUUCAAGUUGCUAGAUACAGCCAAGGGCUUAUUGGGGGAAGCUCCAAGUGAAUCUGGAACUACUGAAACCAAAACAUCACUGAAGAAACCAGAAAGGAAAUUUGAUUCCUUGAAGGCCAUGUUGAGAGCAAAAGGGCUUUGUUUCAAGUACAGAGAAAAAUUUGGACCAAAUCAUAAGUGUCCAGACAAUGUCUCACUUCACAUUGUGGAAGAAAUGUGGGAAGCCUUACAGCUGGACCAGGAAGGACAAGAAACACUCACCUCUGACAAUUCUUCUGAUUCUGAUGAGAUUUUGAUGAAUUUAUCUAAGGUAGCUCAAGAGGGGACAACACACAAGAAAACCAUGAGGUUGAUGGGCACUAUACAUAAUCAAAAGGUCCUCAUAUUAAUUGAUUCAAGCAGUUCUAACACCUUUAUCAGCAAGAAAAUGGUACAAUAUUUGGGAUGCCCAAUGCAGGCAAUCACUACAGCUCAAGUGGUCAUAGCAGAUGGAACCAAAUUGACAACUAAUAUGGUAAUUAAAAAUCUGGAAUGGUACACUCAGGGUUACACUUUCACCACUGAUAUGAGAGUAUUGGACAUCAACUGUUAUGAUAUAAUAUUGGGAGUGGAUUGGUUAGCUGAGUUCAGUCCUAUGUGGGUCCAUUGGAAAAAGAAGCUAAUGAAGUUCACUCAUAACAAGCAAAGAGUUACUCUUAGGGGCCUCAGAGAUAAGAUCAAGCAAUGCUCCAUGAUUUCUGCCAAGAACCUUCAGCACAUUAUCAAAAAGAAAGAGCUAGCUCAGCUGGUGCAAUUGUGCAGGGUGGUGGACCAACAAACUGACCCAGCAAUCCCUGUGGAAGUUCAACAGCUCAUCCAGGAAAAUGCAACUAUAUUCCAAGAACCACAAACAUUACCACCAACCAGACCAAUAGAUCACACUAUACCAUUACUGCCUGGAUCCCAACCAGUGAAUCUGAAGCCAUAUAGAUAUUCCCCUCAAUUGAAAGAUGAGAUGGAAGUCCAAAUCAAAUACAUGCUGAGAAGAGGCAUCAUCCAACACAGUAAAAGUCCAUUCUCCUCUCUAGUGUUACUGGUUAAGAAGAAGGAUGGUACCUGGAGAUUCUGUGUGGAUUAUUGA
Setaria italica (foxtail millet) is the source of this 2067-nucleotide messenger RNA. RefSeq lists its product as uncharacterized. Lineage: Eukaryota; Viridiplantae; Streptophyta; Magnoliopsida; Poales; Poaceae. The record is from RefSeq and is a predicted model, not a curated record. The transcript has a single exon. The coding region runs from base 1 to 2067 and encodes 688 amino acids.